This is a messenger RNA of Ostertagia ostertagi, 747 nucleotides long. Lineage: Eukaryota; Metazoa; Nematoda; Chromadorea; Rhabditida; Trichostrongylidae. The record is from the annotation of a GenBank genome assembly.
AUGACUCCAAAAUGGCACCCAGUGCCUCUGCGAUGGAAUCCGAUCAGGGACCGUCGGCUCGUGAUACCUCCUGAACGCGAUGUGCACUACAAAGAAGCAAGCGUUGAGUCGCAGAUCUCCCCAGCUCCAAGCUCAUUUCGCGACAGAACACAAUCUGAAGCGGCGUCUUCCAUAAGUGAUCAAGAUGAUGGAUCUGAGAAAAGAAGAAGGCGCUCAACUCGUGACAUAAAACGGCCGAAGUUCGACGACGAGUUAGUCGACAGUGGUGUGGCAAAGUUGCUGUCUCCUCGAAAACGUGUAGGAGAAAGAUCAAUGCAUUCUCCGUCGUUGAGUUCAUCGGAGAAUGGUAACUCAAAGUCCCACAAUCGGUCAUCCUCAGCAGAUCCAUCGCAAAGUUUUGGCAUGGGAGAUGCCAAAGGCGAUGGUAAAGCUAUUUUUGCCCAACCUCAACCAUGUGGAAAAGGAGAAGAUUUUUCAAAGGUUGAAAGCUCUUCUGCUCCAGCUGCCAAGCAUGCUCACUCGUUACGGCGAAGACCUACGCAUAGCGUAGAAGACCGUCAGACAGCUGAAGAGGAAGAGGAAGCAGCAAAAAUGGAGAAGAAACGCCGUGAAGCGAGAAUCGCACAGAAGGAUAUUCGAUGCAAGGAGUUAGUCGCGGCUACAGAAGCGGCGGACGGCAUGACAUCUGCUGAAUUACGCCGUUGGACAGCAGCAGACGACGUGGCACUGGUUACUGCAGUAACACAU